GCCGUCAUUUUCCGAUCGGACUUUGCAGGGAUAUGAAACCCUUUAAGAAGACCGACCUCUGACCUUUGCGGGGCUGCAUCUCGACUCCGUAGCUGGGCUCUGCCUAGGAGAAAAGUUGCACGAGCGGGAUUAGACGUCGAGCAGAUGGAGGCCUACUGAAGGUUUCUUUUAAAAGAAUGGCUCGCCAAGCAGCUGGGCAUCUCUUGGCUGCUCUUCAGUUCAUCACGUCUUUCACAAAUAUAGCGUCCGAAGCCGUCGAUCUUCGAAAAGGGAGACACUGCUCUUAGCGUCUUGGUCCACUAGUACAUGGGGCAUACGGGAUUAGCCAGCCAGGAUGGUUCGGCAUACUGCGAAGAAGGACCAUGAACGCCAUGAAAAUGGACACGAAUCAAGCGAGCAUAUGGUCCCAUGGUUCGUCUCUCCUAUGAAGAGCUGGAAUGAGGAAGUCGGAGCUUUCUCGCCCCGGAAUGAAGCGUCGAUAUUGGAACUCUUCUUCGACCUUUUCUUCGUUGCCAAUCUCGCAACCUUCACUUCGCACCAUGCCAUAACGAAUAUGUGGAAUUUCUGGUCUUAUAUCGCCUUCUUCUUCAUUCUCUGGACCACGUGGUUCCAUGUCGUCUGUUUCGACUCACGAUUCGCAUCGGACUCAGUGACUGAGAGGACCUUCAAAGCCAUCCACUUCUGCGUCUUUGCCGCCUAUGCUCUUGUCGGUUAUAAAUUCCAGCCUAUAUCCGUGGACCCAGAGAAGGACACUCCGCACUGGAUCUAUCGGUUGCUAUGUUGGGCUCUUUUCUCCAGUCGCUUUACAAUGGGCGUCCAAUAUCUCAUUACGACCAUCUUUUGCUCGACGCGCAACAACCGACGGCUUCAGCUUACUUUACCCCUGGCGAUGUACACCAUGCUGUUCUUCGGUGCAGCUGCCGUGUUUGCUGGACUUUAUGCCGGCUUCCCAAACAAACAUACUGCUGUCGCUGGAGACAUUUCGGCCCUAUAUGUCGUGAUCAUUCUCGAACUCGUCGGAAAUAUUGCCAUCUCUAGCUUCUGGGGGAAGCUCUCGUUUAAAGCCACGCAUAUCGCAGAGCGGCUUGGGCUGUUGGGCUUGAUCAUCAUCGGCGAGGGUGUUAUCGGAACAACCAAGACCGUUACUCGUAUCAUGGGGAGGAAUGGCGUGUACUUUGAAGGAUGCGCCCAGAUAUUCUGCAUCCUUGCGAUUCUCAUCUUCAUAUGGACCCUCUACUUCGACAACCUUCCAAAACGGCGCUUCGGAUCCGUCAAGCAGCAGUUCUGGAUGGCGCUCCAUUUCCCCCUGCACCUUGCCAUCCUCGGUAUCGGCGAAGGCUCGCAACAUAUUACCCUUGCGCGCUACAUAUACUCAUGUGCCGAGAAACUCGCACUUAACACCUGGUACGCCUGCGUCGGCGAUCAUCUCGAUGGCGCCCAGCUAUCUAGCAACCUCACCAGAAGCAUUGAUUACUUCAAGAUCAACGAGUCCGCGCAAGGUGACGAGGCGCUUCGACUGGUCUACGAUCAGAUAUACUUCCUAGGAAACCAGUCCGGCGUCUGCUCGCCAGCUAAUACGUCGAAUCUAAACAACGGGCAACUCGGCGUCCCUCUCUCCUUCAGGGAAUUCUUCAAGCGCGGCGUCUCAGCCAUGUUCCAAGCCUUCGAUCUCGACAUCCCCCAAGAAGGCCAAGUCUACGGUUUCCAAAUCGCGGCCCACUCCUGGAUCGUCGUGUACACGUACUUCUGGUCCGCCAUCAUCCUCCUGUUUAUCUGCCUGACCGCCUCAUCGCUCCUCGCAGAUAGAGGGCGCAGCUUUCACUGGAACCGAUUCCAGUGGGCGGCUAUUGGCACGCGGAGUUUCAUGAUCGGUUUCUCUAUCAUUGCGCUAGUACUGGGACUGACCAGUUAUAGCUGGAUGUACAACUACUUGCGGUCUUCGUGGGUGCUGCCGACAGUGGUUAUGCAGCUUUGCAUUGUUUGUUUGGGCGACCGCGUGUCGAGAGUGCGGAGGAAGAAGCAAGAGAGCAAGGCCUUCUGGGCCUUAUCUGACGAGGGCCAAGAAACAGGGCGUGGUGGCCAGCAGGAGCCGGAGCCGGAGCCGGAGUCAGAGCUAGAGCAUACUAAUGCUUAUGGCUAUCGCUCAUCGAGGCUAUUUUGAGCGGGACAGAAUGACGGAGCAUGACUCACGAGACACUAUUCUUUAGAAGGAUUGGCCCAGGGCGGUUGUACUAUGUAGGUUAAUUUGAAUGACUAUAUUCAGGUUUCGUUUAGGG
Trematosphaeria pertusa is the source of this 2276-nucleotide messenger RNA. RefSeq lists its product as uncharacterized. Bases 335 to 2161 code for a protein of 608 amino acids. The transcript is spliced from 5 exons. Lineage: Eukaryota; Fungi; Ascomycota; Dothideomycetes; Pleosporales; Trematosphaeriaceae. The record is from RefSeq and is a predicted model, not a curated record.